AUGAGUUCACAUAACUUUCAAACCUUGUUGUUCUUUUGUCUUGUUAGUUUCAUUGUUUCUCUUUCUCAUGCACUCAACAAUGGUUUUAGUGUUGAACUCAUCCACCGUGAUUCCGAAAAAUCACCAUUCCUUCCAACCUGUCAAAAACCAAUACCAACCGACAAUCAGAAUAUACGAAUGGCAAUUGUUCUCUCGCAUUACCAUGGCAGGAAUCGAUUUCUUACCGCCAAACUUCAGAACAUAAUUCAACAAUUAUUGGUGGCUGGCGGCAAUAACUCAAUAGAACCGCAGGCAUCCGCAGGAAAAUCAAACAAGAGAGCUCAUCGAAUCCACAAAUACCAGAACUUCUGCAUAAAAAUAAAAGAAUGUGUGAAGACGCCGAAUGCGACAGCUACCCGCUUGUACAACAACUCACAAUCCUUGGGACAUCUUAGCAUGAUUAUUCCUCAGAAAGCUCAUGGCCGCCCCAACCUACAUUUAUUUCAAUAA
Messenger RNA from Lathyrus sativus (Indian pea), 489 nucleotides. NCBI's taxonomy places the organism in Eukaryota, Viridiplantae, Streptophyta, Magnoliopsida, Fabales, Fabaceae. The record is from the annotation of a GenBank genome assembly.